Closterium sp. NIES-65 is the source of this 1251-nucleotide messenger RNA. The record is from the annotation of a GenBank genome assembly. NCBI's taxonomy places the organism in Eukaryota, Viridiplantae, Streptophyta, Zygnematophyceae, Desmidiales, Closteriaceae.
AUGUUCCGCACCACUCCUAUUCUCCUCUCCUUGUCCCUCUCCCCGCGCAUGACAGGGAGUGCAGGCAGCAGUGCCGCAGGUGGCCUUGCACCUGGUGCCUCCAAUGCUCUUGUCCUCGCCUCCAGUUCCACAGGCCAGGGGGGCAUGGUGCCGCUCACGGCGCCUGGCGCUGCUGCUGCGGCUGCUCCCUCCAAUGCCGUCACCGUCGCAGACAGGUACAAGCCCAGUGCAGCCAUCAUUCGUCGUCUGCCCAGCAAGUGGCCCAAGCCCGAGUGGCACCCGCCCUGGAAGAACUAUCGGGUGAUCAGUGGGCACAUGGGGUGGGUGCGCUCGGUGGCCUUUGAGCCGGGCAACGAGUGGUUCUGCACUGGCUCUGCUGAUCGCACCAUCAAGAUUUGGGAGCUGGCAACAGGCAAGCUGAAGCUGACUCUCACAGGCCACAUUGAGCAGAUCCGAGGCCUGGCAGUGAGUCCCAAGUACCCCUACAUGUUCUCAGCGGGUGAUGACAAACUCGUCAAGUGCUGGGACCUCGAGUACAACAAGGUGAUUCGCUCGUACCACGGGCAUCUGAGUGGAGUAUACUGCCUUGCGCUGCACCCCAUGCUGGACGUGCUUCUCACGGGCGGCAGAGACUCCGUCUGUCGGGUGUGGGACGUGCGCACCAAGGCGCAGAUCUUUGCUCUCGCCGGCCACGACAACACCGUCUGCUCCGUCAUCGCGCAGGCCACUGACCCGCAAGUGAUAACAGGAUCGCACGACACCACCGUCAAGUUGUGGGACCUUGCAGCGGGCAAGGCCAUGUCAACCCUAACCUAUCACAAGAAGUCUGUCAGAGCCCUCGCCAAGCACCCCUUUGAGAAGACGUUUGUGUCGGCAUCAGCGGACAACAUAAAGAAGUACAAACUGCCCAAGGGCGAGUUCCUGCACAACAUGCUCUCACAGCAGCGCACCAUCAUCAACACCGCAGAUGUGAACGAGGACAACGUGCUCGCCUCAGGAGGUGAUAACGGGUCCAUCUGGUUCUGGGACUGGAAGAGUGGACACAACUUUCAGCAGACGCAGACCAUCGUGCAGCCCGGCUCGCUUGACAGUGAGGCAGGCAUCUAUGCGAUGGGCUUUGACGUGACGGGCAAGCGCCUGGUGACAUGUGAGGCGGAUAAAACCAUCAAGAUGUGGAAGGAGGACGAAAAUGCCACUCCAGAGACGCAUCCUAUCAAUUUCCGGCCGCCCAAAGACAUGCGACGCUUUUGA